AAUGGCGAUUGUGCCAAAAAAUUGCAUCUUAUAUGUUGGAAAAAAUAGUGAAAAAUUACCAUCGAAAUAUUUACAAAAGAGCCUGAACAUCGUUAAAUUGGACAUAAGUAAUAACGCUUUUAAAGAUUUGUCAUUCCUUUUUGCAUUUACCAAUUUACAAGAGCUUGUAGCUGAUAAUAAUAGACUCAGAAUUCCUCUAAAAAUACCUCGACUGGACAGUUUAAGGACCAUAUGUUUGAACAAGAAUAAUUUGGAUGAUUUGAACGCGUUUUUGGACGAAAUAGCCGACAAACUAUCUGGCCUAACCUAUUUAAGUCUACUCGGCAAUCCCAUAUGUCCAACCCUACAGAGAGAGAGUGAAGAUGACGACAUUUUACGUUAUCGGUGCUAUGUAUUGUAUAAGCUGCCAAGCUUGAAAUUCCUAGACUCCUCACCUGUUAAAAUAACUGAACUCCAGAGAAGUCAUACUCAUGGGGAAUUCUAUAGAAUAGCGAGACCUGUAAUUGUACAGGUGAAAGAUUCAGAAGAGGAACUCUUAAAAUCAAAAUUGACACCUUUACCCAUGUUAAAGACAUCCGAAAAGAAAACGUCGUUUGGAAAGUGUAAAUAUAUGUAUAAAGGAAAGCAUUCCGAAGGAAAUAGAUUUAUCAGAAAUGCCGACUUGUGA
This is a messenger RNA of Dimorphilus gyrociliatus, 667 nucleotides long. Lineage: Eukaryota; Metazoa; Annelida; Polychaeta; Dinophilidae. The record is from the annotation of a GenBank genome assembly.